This is a messenger RNA of Paramecium tetraurelia, 1980 nucleotides long. RefSeq lists its product as uncharacterized. The record is from RefSeq and is a predicted model, not a curated record. The transcript has 3 exons. NCBI's taxonomy places the organism in Eukaryota, Ciliophora, Oligohymenophorea, Peniculida, Parameciidae.
AUGUGGCAAAUGAAAAAAACUUACAAAUUUAAUUUUAAAUAAUAUUAUCGUUAAACUAUGUUAACAUAGAAAUUCAUUUCAGAUAGCCCUGCAAAAAAAAGAGAUGAAAACGAUGAAUAGGAUUACAUAUUUGAAUAGUUAGAAUAAAUCAAUAAACGUAUAUACAAUUACUAGCAAUUGAUCAAAUAGAAGAUUAAUAUUUUACUUGGCAAUAAUACUAUGAAAUCAAUCGAUUAUGACAGUCUCUAAAAAUAGUUGUCAGAUCUAAGAUUGGAAGAGCAAAAUUAUUCUUCCAUGUAAUUUGACAUUGACCGAUAGUAGAGUUCAGUGUUCGAUUAUUAUGAAUCCGAAUUCAAUAAGUUGAAAAGUUUGUAUGAAACAAUUAACAAAGAGCAUUAAGGAUUUAUUAAAUAGAAAUAAAAUGCUAACGAACUAUAUUGUUAAAUGAUAGAAACUAAGUAAAUUUUGUAAGAAGACUUAAACACCCAUCUAUUACAAAGAGCGGAGUUGGUGGGUUAAAAGGAAGAAUUGGAGGAAUUUGUAGAAUAAGUCAAGAAUUAGAAUGAAUAAUUGUUUAUGAUUUCUUAGAUGUACUUUCUAAAUGGUAAAAAAUACUAAGAAAAUCAAAAUCAAGUAGCUACGCAGGAGAAAGAGAUUAAAGUCUUGUAGCAAUAAAGAGAAGAAAAGUAGAAGCAAUUAGGAUUAUAACAUUAAGCAACAUUACUAGAAGUUUAAUUACAUUAAGCUAAUUAAAAAAUUAAGAUUUAAAGAAAUAAGAUAAUUCCAUUGCACAAAAGUCUUAAUUUAUCUCAUCCAGACAACUUAUUCUAAGAAUUUUAAUAGCAAAAUGAUAUUACAUCUAUUGAUUAGAGCGAUUUUAAUACUAAAUUAGCACAGUAUCUCUAAUCAUUAAGGAAUAAUUUGUUCAAGAAUUCAAACUAAGGUACUAAUUGGGGGAGCAUGAAGGAAUUCAUUACUUAAUUAGAAUAAUUUAUAAUAGUUUCGAUGCAACAAAAAUUGAUAUAAACCUAAUUGUCUGAAAUGAAAUUAAGUCUAAGACACCAUGGGGAGGAACUGUAAAUUUAGAAUAAGAUAUAAGAGAUUGAUAGUUAAAUGGAGAUGAAAAGAUUGGUGAUCAAAUAAUUAGAAGAGUAGUAGGAGUAAUUUAAAAUAAAUGAUGCUUAAGAUUAAUUCCAGAGUAUGGUUGAGUAGUCUGCCUUAGAAGCUUAUGAUAUGUACAAAACAUUGAAUAAAGAAUAGUUACAAUAGAUGAAAGAGCACGAGGAUUAUGAUAGGAUGUUGUUGAGCAUUUAGGAAGAAAUAAUUUAGAUAAUAUCGGAGAAAGAGAAUGUAAUUGAAUAGUUGUAAUUUUAGUAAUAAUUCAUUAAUGUUAUGAAAUUGAUUGAGAAGUUUGAAACUUCGGAAUAGGCAAUAAAUACCAAUAUCUUUAUGGUUGAUCAAUAGAUAUUGCCUUAAUUUAAAUAAGUGGUUCAAUAAUUAAGUAAAUUGAAAAGAGAGAUUGAACAUUUGAAUCAAAAUGAAAAACAUUAUUUGGAAAGGACAAGUAAGAUAGAGUAAGAAAUUCAAUAUAUGGAAUAAGAAUUUAAGAAGAAAAUGGACUAAUUUCAAAGACAGGAGAAUGAAUUAAAUAAUAAGAUUUAUGAAAUAAAACAAUCUAUUUAAAUGGUUCAGGAUUAGUUGAUUAAUAAGAUAAAACCAAACAAAGCUUAAUUGGAAUAGGAAAUAUUGUAGAUGAAUAAUUAACUAUCCUAAUUGUAAGAGUAGAAAUACAAUUUGGAACAGAUAACAUACAAUUUAAAUUUAGAUGGUUUGAACAAAAGUCCAAGUGGAAAAAGUAUACUGUCCAUUUCAAAGUCACUGAAUUAAUUGGCCAAGGUAAAGCUAAACAUUACACCAAUCAAAUAGAUGAAAUAAUCUACUACAUCAAAAACUAAUUCAUCAUUAAAAUCCAUUAAAUGA